Messenger RNA from Rhineura floridana, 3462 nucleotides. RefSeq names its product G protein-coupled receptor 176 (gene GPR176). The record is from RefSeq and is a predicted model, not a curated record. Gene Ontology annotation, cellular component: plasma membrane. NCBI's taxonomy places the organism in Eukaryota, Metazoa, Chordata, Lepidosauria, Squamata, Rhineuridae. The coding region runs from base 1051 to 2637 and encodes 528 amino acids. Gene Ontology annotation, biological process: G protein-coupled receptor signaling pathway. Gene Ontology annotation, molecular function: G protein-coupled receptor activity. The transcript has 3 exons.
GCUUCUCCUUUAUCUCACUUCCGGUUGACAGCAGGUGCCGAUAGCUGACUAUCUGAGAGAGACUGUCUUGCGGGAGAAAGCUAUACACGCUCAAAAUCACGUGGAGAUAAUGCAGGAAGACAUGAACAGGUGAGCAGAGCUCCAGUUUAUUCAGGGAACAGGUACACGUGGUGACUAGAAAAAGCACCAGGUGUAGAAUCUUUCUCAGGAGCAGCUGUACACAGGUACAGGCAACUUGUAUCCGGGUACAGAGUAACACGAGAACACUCCCAGUCUGGCUGUCUCUAUCAAAACAACAACAAGGAGCCCAGGCGACACUACUGAGAACAAACGAGGCAGCUGCCCAUGCAGACAAACCAAGAGGUGCUCAUUCUGCAGCUUGUCCAGCAGCACCACAAAUACAGAGUUAUUAAAAUGCAAAAGGCAACCAGGAUUGCUCAAGAACUUUGCAAUUGCCAUGUUUAAAAGAAAAUUGUGCUUAAUUUGAAGCUGCGCUGAUUUAAAAAAAUCCACAUGAGAUUUUGUGGCUCGCUGAAGAUUGACAGGGCACCUGCCUAAAGAUUUAUCUGUGUGUGUGUGAGAGAGAGAUGCAAUUUGCAAGGAUAUGAAAGCUAAGCAAAACCUUGACACUGGAAGAAAGAGCCCCAGCUGGGUUAGUUAGGGUCCCCUUUGGAUGCAAGCAGGAUACGAUCACUGGAGCAGAAGGGGUAGGCAGAGAGCGCAUUUUGUCCUCGUUUUAUGUUUGUGACAGAACAAGCACACUGUGGAGGGGCACACGCACAGUGGCACGGGGUUGAAGCAAGGAAGAUGGGACAACGGAGUACCAGCCACAGUCAGCUUCCCCUGCUGCUCCUCUUCCCCAUUCUGUCGUGAAUGGAAUGAGACACGAAAAGCGCGACAGGCUUCCCGGGAUCCAGAAAUUCAGGGAGACAUAAUGGAGCUGGCUGUAUUUACAGAAGCAGUUCCUGGCUGCGUGCUUUGUUCAGUGAAGAGCAUUGGAUCUGUGCGGGGGAACUGUUAAGGAAGCGGAUAGAAGAAAGACAUCUCGUCAUGGGGUACAAUGCAAGCUGGGUUUUAGUCAACGAAAGUGAGCGUGGGUCCUAUCAUGUUGUCGCCACGGCCGCCUUGAACACGUCCAGUGCACAAAUUGUGGGGAUCAAUAGAAGCACCCACGGAAACGGGACUUCAGAAGAUGAAGAAUACAGGGAAGAACAAACCUACCGACAUUUUACUACUGUUGUGCAAGUUGUCAUCUUUAUUGGCUCUCUGCUAGGAAACUUCGUGGUCUUGUGGUCAACAUGCAGGAUGUCAGUUUUUAAGUCGGUAACCAACCGGUUUAUUAAGAACUUGGCCUGCUCUGGGAUCUGUGCCAGCCUAGUCUGUGUGCCUUUUGACAUUGUCCUUGGUGCCAGUCCACACUGCUGCUGGUGGAUCUACACUGUGGUUUUCUGUAAAAUCAUAAAGUUCUUGCACAAAGUCUUCUGCUCAGUGACCAUCCUUAGCUUUCCUGCCAUUGCUCUGGAUAGGUACUACUCAGUUUUAUACCCACUGGAAAGGAAAAUAUCAGAUGCCAAAUCUCGAGACCUGGUGAUCUACAUCUGGGCUCAUGCAGUGAUAGCCAGCAUUCCUGUAUUUGCUGUGACAAAUGUGCCAGAUAUUUAUGCUAUGUCCAUUUGUAGUGAGCCAUGGAGUUAUUCCAUUGGUCAUUUAGCUUACGUUGUUAUUUACAACAUUACCACUGUGAUUUUGCCAGUGGCUGUGGUGUUUCUCUUUAUGAUCCUAAUCCGCAGGGCACUGAGCGCCAGUCAGAAGAAAAAAGUCAUCAUAGCUGCCUUAAGAACCCCUCAAAAUACCAUAUCUAUUCCUUAUGCCUCUCAGAGAGAAUCUGAACUUCAUGCCAUGCUGCUGUCCAUGGUUAUGAUUUUCAUUUUCUGCAGUAUUCCCUAUAUCACUUUGGUGAUUUACCGCACUAUACUCAGUGCUUCUGACACUUCUGUGUACUUGUUUCUCACUGCCAUCUGGCUCCCCAAGAUAUCACUGCUAGCCAACCCUCUGCUCUUCCUGACUGUUAACAAAUCAGUACGGAAAUGUUUAAUAGGAACAAUUAUGCAUUUACACCGAAGGUAUAGUCGGAGGAAUAUCGUCAGCUCUGGAGGUGCUGGGGAUGUCAGCCUGGAGCCCCAUGUUCGUUCCGGUAGUCAGCUUCUGGAAAUGUUUCACAUUGGGCAGCAGCAGAUUUUCAAGCCCACAGAGGAUGAAGAAGAGAAUGAAAGUAAAUCAAUUGGCUCCAGUGACUACCAGCAGAAGGAAAUCCCUACAACCAGCUUUGAUGUAGAACAGACUUUAGUUCAGAGGCCUGUGCCUCAUGCCAUUGCAGACUCUGCCACCCAAGUGGCUCCAGCUAUGCCAACAGAAGCAGAAUUGGCCAAUGAGAAGCAUUCGAUGCAGCUAGGCUUUGGGCCCUUUGAGCUGCCUCCACAGUGGCUGUCAGAACAUCGGAACAGUAAGAAACGACUGCUGCCUCCUUUGGGGAAUACUCCCGAGGAGCUAAUACAGACCAAACAGCCCAAGAGUAAAGCAGAAAGAAAAAUUAGCAGGAACAAUAAAGUCAGCAUCUUCCCUAAGGUGGAGUCCUAGAAAAAACAGGAACUCUGUGUGACCAGGCAGGACUUCCUUCUUGCAUGUAUGUGAUCCUAUGGAUCUUUAUUAGGUUGAAAUGUAUUAAAGGCUUAUUUUUUGUGCCAAUUUAUGUAAAAUAAAAAUGAAAACAAGUGUUCCUUAGGAAUGGGUUUUGAUACAAAUAUCUAAUCUUAUCUGUUUCUCUACAUUCAUUAUAUAGAAUUGAUUAACUUCCAAAGAGGUAUUUUUGGACCCUUCCUGCCCCAAAGAUGGCUCACUCCUUUAUAUCUUAUUGUGAUUUUUUAAGACUGGCCAAAUGCAGCAAGUCUAUACAAUAUAUAGACAGAGAGACAUUGUGGUAACUACUCUAUAAUUAUGGAACUUAGGAGAAGGGAGUUCAAUAAAUAUGAAGCUCCGUUCCCUAGAGUUACAUCUCUCUUCCUGCUCUUUCACAAAAGCACUGAGCAUUUUUAGGAGUACUCCCUGGCCUCAAAAUUUCAGAUUCUUUUAUUGGCCAGGAUUUAGUGCCAUUUCAAUUAUAUUUUAUAAUUUAAUGAGAUUUUUCUUUCUCCAUUUUUGUACUUUUUUCUUAAGGUAUUUUAACCUGCUUCAUGUGUGGGAUAAAUACAUGCAUGCAAUCUUGACCUAUUAAAUAUUGCCAUUCAGGGGCUGACAUUUAAUGGGCUGAGCACCGCAGAUUUUAAGGGGAAAAAAAGCUUGGGGAGAAGCAACAAUAACAGGGAUAAAAUAUACUGGACAUCAGAAAACACAUGAAAAAUGGCAUAGCAAAUGUUCAUAGUUUUUACAUGAAGUAUAAAUAAAUGACCCUCAAUUUAAAUUUAA